Trematosphaeria pertusa is the source of this 1148-nucleotide messenger RNA. RefSeq lists its product as uncharacterized. The transcript is spliced from 2 exons. Bases 32 to 1141 code for a protein of 369 amino acids. The record is from RefSeq and is a predicted model, not a curated record. Gene Ontology annotation, cellular component: endoplasmic reticulum. NCBI's taxonomy places the organism in Eukaryota, Fungi, Ascomycota, Dothideomycetes, Pleosporales, Trematosphaeriaceae. Gene Ontology annotation, molecular function: protein-folding chaperone binding; misfolded protein binding.
GCCCACGAUAGCUGUCGCGAAUUCAGGCAUUAUGGCCUCCGCAAGCUUCUCCUGGGACACCAUCGGUCCCUUUUUCGUGUGGCAGUUCCUCAUUCCCCUGGCCGCCGGAUGGGUCCAGAGCAUCCUCUACUCCAUCUUCAUCCGCGCCGGCGACCCCAAGCCCACCCCCGGCUCUCCGCGCUUCGUUCGGCACCGCCGGCAGAUCCUCAUCGCUAUCUACCUCGCCUACUUCGCUUUCACAAUCUACGAGGUGGACUUCAACUUGCAGAAGUCGAGCAAUGCGUACAACGAGCUGGGCGUGCCGAUCGACGUGGACGACGGCGGGCUGCAGUCACGGUUUAGGAGGCUGACGAUACGCUUCCACCCGGAUAAAGUGGGCCCCGGGGUGGACAGGGAAAAAGCCAACAGCUACUACAUACACCUUAAGCAUGCAAGAGAUAUUAUUCUGGAUCCGGCGAAGCGUUUUGCGUACGAUCGCUUUGGGCCAGAUAUCUUUCAGCAGUGUAGGCAGUGCUUGACGGUCAAGGAGUUUACGGAUAAUGCGCUGCUCACGGCGCUGGGGACGUAUGGGGCACUCCUCGUCUUUCUCUUAGGGGCGAAUGCACUAGGAUUCCUCAAGGACGGCGCGUAUUGGCGAUAUCUCGCUAUCCUUGCAGUCGCGACGUUCGACCUGCGUACAGCGAUGCGACCGGAUCAUCCAGCAUUUCUCACCAAGUGGCUGAACCCGCUGAUGGCGUCGCUGCGCCUCCGGCCGCCCUACCUCCCCUUUCAGGUCACCAUCAUCGUAAAGAAAGCCUCCAUAUCCGCGGCGCAGUUCCUCGGUCUUCUGAUCCCGCUCUACCGUAAUGAUCCGCAGAGGCCCGCCAAGGCAUCCGACGAUUCCGAAGACGCGCGCCACAAGCAAAUCGACCGCCUCGACGCUGUGGUCCAAAGCUCGGCCAUGGAAUCGUCGCGUCUGCUGGAGCUCGAGAGCACACCGUUUAGGGAGAAUGAGCAUGCGAAGAGUGAGCUAAGAGCGGCGCUGAAGAAGUACAUGUUGCAGAAUGUGGUCCAUCAGGAGAAGGAGGUGCGAAACGCGAUUGGGCAGAGCAUAAUGCGGCGGCGGGCGGGUGUGCCGCAUGGGGCGCAGGGGAAUAGAUGAGAUACCC